Molecule: messenger RNA, 1558 nt
Organism: Alnus glutinosa
Lineage: Eukaryota; Viridiplantae; Streptophyta; Magnoliopsida; Fagales; Betulaceae
Product: polyphenol oxidase, chloroplastic-like
Exons: 2
Coding region: 1-1461 (486 amino acids)
Molecular function (GO): catechol oxidase activity
Source: RefSeq, a predicted model, not a curated record
AUGUGGCAGGAGCAUUUGGGGCAGCUUUCUUGGGAGCCAUGGAAGAAAGAAGAAGGGUGGAAACAGAAAAUGCAGGGAAAAGAAAAAAUUGAGGAGGAAGACGACAAUGAGGAUCGAGAGAAAAAAUCAACAGCGAAUCUUCAGGCGACACGUCACCAUACCGGAAACUGUACCAACACACGUAAUUUCUCACAACAAGCCAACGUUCACUGCGCCUAUUGUAAUGGGGCAUAUGACCAAGUCGGAUACUCAGACCUUGAGUAUCAAGUUCACGAUAGUUGGCUCUUCUUCCCGUUUCAUUGCUGGUACUUGUACUUCUAUGAGAGGAUCUUGGGCAACCUGAUUGGCGAUCCCACCUUUGCCAUGCCAUUCUGGAACUGGGACUCCCCUCCCGGCAUGCAAAUCCCAGACAUGUUUGUAGACUCCACCUCACAACUCUACGAUGUCUACCGCAACGCAAAUCACCAGCCGCCGAAACUGAUCAACCUCGACUACAGCCCUCCAGAGGAUCCAGAACCUACAGUAGACCAAAAUCUCAAAAUCAUGUACCGGCAGAUGGUGUCCAACAGCAAGACUGCUCAGCUAUUCCACGGCUCCGCUUACCGUGCCAGGGAUAAGCCUGACCCGGGUGCUGGCUCACUCGAGUCCACUCCUCACAAUAACAUCCACUUGUGGUGCGGUGAACCGAAACAGAAUUAUCACGAGGACAUGGGGAACCUUUACUCCUCCGGUAGAGAUCCACUCUUUUACGCUCACCACUCGAAUGUUGACCGAAUGUGGACCAUAUGGAAGACGCUAAAAGGAGGGAACCGAAAAGAUUUCACAGACACUGAUUGGUUAAACGCCAACUUCAUCUUCUACGAUGAAAAUGCUCAGCCUGUUCGUGUUUAUGUUAACGACUGCCUUGAAACUAAGAAGCUGGGCUAUUCUUAUCAAGAUGUGGAUAUUCCAUGGCUGAAAACUAAGCCAACUCCUCGCAAAUCUAAAAACGUCAAGAAAGUAGCGACGCUUUUUCCUUCAGGACGUGGGGGUGUUGUGCUUGCGGCUGCAUCAUCUGCAAGCCUUGCGUUUCCAGUUGUUUUGGACAAGGUGAUAAGCACUGUGGUCGCUAGGCCCAGCAAAUCGAGAAGUAAACGUCAGAAGGAAGAGAAGGAAGAGGUGUUGGUGAUUGAAGGCAUCGAGUUGGAGAAAGCUGCGGUGGUGAAGUUUGACGUUUAUAUUAAUGAUGAUGUUGACACUCCCAGCGGGCCAGACAAGACGGAGUUUGCAGGAAGCUUUGUGCACGUGCCGCAUCAGCAGGCUCAUGCGAAGAAGAAGAAGACCGCCCUGAGAGUGGGGAUCACCGACUUGUUGGAUGACUUGGGAGUUGAUGGCGAUGACGACGUCGUUGUCACUUUGGUUCCUCGGCAAGGUAAAGGGCUCGUCAGCAUUGGUGGAAUCAAGAUUGAGCUUCUUUCUUGAUCUGCUUCAGGUUCCAAACGUGGUUUCUUCUUUCGCCAUUAUCAUGAUCCUUGCUUAUUAAACUUAACGUAAUAUUAUUAUGUGUUUCUACUUUUUC